AUGAAUCUGUUGACAGUAAAUAUUAGAGGAAUUGGGGGAACAGAGAAACCAUUGUGGCUUAGCAGGUUAGUUAAAGAACAAAAAGCGUCCUUUCUUUGCAUACAGGAAACUCAGAUCUCGGAUAUAGAUGCAGUAAUAGUUGGGAGGUAUUGGGGACAGGUGGAUAUGGAAUGGGUGUCUGUAGAUGCCAGGGGAAGAUCUGGAGGGUUAGUCUCUGCUUGGGACCCGGGGGCCUUCUCGAAGAGAAGUGUCAUAAAGAACGAGUCAUUUCUGGCAGUGACAGGUCGUAUUUUUGGAACAGAAGUAGUUCUAAACAUAGUAAAUGUGUAUGCCCUUUGUGAGACGACACGUAGACGGAUUUUAUGGGAAGAAUUGAAAAGAAUCAAAGUUGAAAAAGAGGGUAUGUGGGUAAUGGCGGGAGAUUUUAACGAAGUUAGAGAAGAAGAGGACAUGAUGAUAUCAAGAUUUGACAGUCAUAGUGCGUUGAUUUUCAAUACUUUUAUUGCAGAGGCAGGAAUGAUGGAAUACCAAAUGGGGGGAUAUAAGUUCACAUAUAUGCCGGAUGAUGGAUCUAGCCUAAGUAAAAUAGAUAGGAUCCUUUGGAGGAAAGAGGAUAAGUCAAGUGAAGAAAAGGAGAUGCAUGAGACGAUGAAAGAAGUAGAAGACAUUGAGAGGGUGGCGGAAACUAGAAGACUCACAACAAAAGAGAAGGAGAAAAGAAUUCAAGGUAAGUGGAAAUUAAAAAAGUUUGAAAAAAGGAGGGUGAAAGACUUGAAACAGAAAGCGAAAAUGAAGUGGACAAAAUUAGGAGACGAAAAUUCAAAGUUUUUCCAUAUAGGCAUAAAUUGCAGGAAAGCAAAAAAUCGAAUAAACACAUUAUGGGUGAACGGGAACAUGGAAACGGAGCCUAAGGCGAUCAAGAAGGCAGUGUUGGAAAGUUUUUCGGCUAGAUUUAUAGAACCAUAUAGAAGGAGACCCACUUUAGAUGGUAGAGGCUUUAGACAGUUAACGAAUGAUCAGGCAAAAAAGUUGAUUGAAGAAUUCUCGAAAGAGGAAAUAAAGGAAGCGGUGUGGGCUUGUGGCAGCGAUAUGGCUCUUGGGCCCGAUGGGUUUUCAUUCAAGUUUAUUAAGAGAUUCGGGGCUCAAUUGGAAAAACAGUUUGUGGGGGUUUUGAAGGAUUUCCAUAAGAAGGCUCACAUUGAAGGAGGUUGUAAUCCGUCAUUUAUUGCGUUAAUACCGAAGACAAAAGACCCCAAAUCAGUAAGUGAAUUUCGUCCUAUUUAG
Helianthus annuus (common sunflower) is the source of this 1284-nucleotide messenger RNA. RefSeq lists its product as uncharacterized. The transcript has 2 exons. Lineage: Eukaryota; Viridiplantae; Streptophyta; Magnoliopsida; Asterales; Asteraceae. Bases 1 to 1284 code for a protein of 427 amino acids. Gene Ontology annotation, molecular function: catalytic activity. The record is from RefSeq and is a predicted model, not a curated record.